Ceratotherium simum simum (southern white rhinoceros) is the source of this 787-nucleotide messenger RNA. RefSeq names its product NKG2-A/NKG2-B type II integral membrane protein-like. The record is from RefSeq and is a predicted model, not a curated record. Gene Ontology annotation, biological process: positive regulation of natural killer cell mediated cytotoxicity; stimulatory C-type lectin receptor signaling pathway. NCBI's taxonomy places the organism in Eukaryota, Metazoa, Chordata, Mammalia, Perissodactyla, Rhinocerotidae.
AGCGCAGUCCAGACAUCACUGAGCUGCAGAGAUGAAUAACCAAAGAGUAACCUAUGCAGAACUGAAUGUGGCCAAGUACGCAAAGAGGCAGCAAAUGAAACCUAAGGGCACUAAAAGCUCCAUUUCAGUAACUGAGGAGGAAAUAACCUAUGCUGAGUUAAACCUUCAAAAUGCUUCUCAGGAUCUUCAAGAGAAUGACAGGAACCACCACGGCAAAGAUUUACCGUCAUCUACAUGGAAGCUCGUUGCUGGGAUUCUGGGAAUAAUCUGCCUUGUUCUGCUGUCCGCUGUGGUAACAAUGACAGUUGUUAUUCACUCUACUGAAAUGGUGGAGCAGAAGAAUUCAUCCCCAAUAACAAGGAUCCAGAAAGCAUAUCAUUGUGGUCAUUGUCCAAAGGAGUGGUUAACAUAUUCCAACAACUGCUAUUACAUUAGUAUUGAAAGCAAAACAUGGAAUGAGAGUUUGAUGGCCUGUGUUUCUAAGAACUCUAACCUGCUUUAUAUAGAGAGUGAAGAAGAACUGAAAUUUCUGAAUUCCUUAUCACUUCUAUCAUGGAUUGGAGUCUUUCGUAACAGCAGUGAUCAUCCAUGGAUGUCCACAAGUGGCUUAACUUCCAAACUAAGGGUAACAGAAUCAUCAUCUGGUAAACAUAACUGCGCUAUACUACACUCAUUGGGCCUCAAAGCAGAGAGUUGUGGAUCUCUAAAUAGAUAUAAUUGCAAGCAUAAGCUUUAGAAUUGAAGCAUUUGAGUUUGGAUUCUGUCGGGUAACAUUCUAUUUCAUAAA